Molecule: messenger RNA, 3864 nt
Organism: Ceratina calcarata
Lineage: Eukaryota; Metazoa; Arthropoda; Insecta; Hymenoptera; Apidae
Gene: Tbc1d15-17
Product: TBC1 domain family member 15/17
Exons: 9
Coding region: 1384-3315 (643 amino acids)
Biological process (GO): activation of GTPase activity
Molecular function (GO): GTPase activator activity
Source: RefSeq, a predicted model, not a curated record
UUCGAUGACACAACGUGAUCGCGUACGCGAAACUCGUACAUCUCCUUGAACGAUAGAAAUUAGAGCAAGAUGUUAGAACAAAGAAAUCGAUUAUCGGACUUCUGCCUAAACCGAUUUCACUCAGAUUCCGUCAUACGCUACGUACUAUUUACUUUACAUUGAAUAAAAAUUAUUUCAAGUGUUACAUCGUUAAUCUUAUCAAUCUGGAUGCAUCCGAUUGCACAGCUAAUCUUGUCAAUGUUUCUCGUCUACGACAAACGGCACAGGUGCAAAUCAUGAAGAUGCAUACUUCGUGUUCUGACGAACACUGAAAAAAGUUGUUAUCCUCAACAGACGGUAAUAACAUAUGAAAUUGUAUUUGCGUGCAGCGACGCUAAUGACUUUAAUGAAGUAGGAAUACGUAAUUCACAUUAUUUAUUCAUACACAUAUAUUGUUUUAUACAGAGUAUUAUAAAAUUAUCUCCGGUAGAUUGUACAUUAUUGCCGUUGGUCGAGUGCUGCUCGCUCCCAGCUAAAGAUAAUGAGUUAUAUCGAUACUUUAAUCCUCAUACGUUCGAUCACUCUUUCUGUUCCUACUCAUACAGAUAGUGUAUUAAGGAUAGCAAUUUCUGCAGGUAUCUUCAAGGUAAUCGAAAACUAAUCAUUGGGCAUGACAUUCCUCUGCCAAACUUAUCAUAUAAAUAAUCUGAUCGCGAGAAUUAAAAUCGAUUAUGUGAUAGUUGAUAUCUAUUCUAUCUAUUUGAUUGAUUCGAUAUUCGGAUUUAAUUUUCAAAAUAGGUGAUAGACUCUUUUGUUAUACGUCGUUGUAUCAUAGAUAAGACACAAAGAGCGGUCCGAAUCAUUUGCUGGUACGCCAAUGUUGCUCUUACUAGAUUAUGGCUGACGCUUACAGGGGAUAUUUUACUAGAUACCUAUGGGUUGAAAUGAAUGAGCAAACGUGAGAGAGAAGGAAGAACUCUCCUCGUGACAGAGGUCGCGGUUAAACGAUUACUCAUACGUAGUAAGUGUAUGUACGUAUGUUCACCGAGAGUUUUUAAGCGUUUUUCACGCAGAGAUUGGGGCCGUACGUAUAGCUUACGGUCCGACGGGUUGUUCGAACUUAUUGCGAAAUGCCAGACGACUUUUGGCCAUUGCGAAUACAUCCAAGCCAACAGCGGAGCAGCAGCACACUCGUCUAUUGCGAUCAAAAUAACGUCGGAGAGAGACGCGUAUCUCUCUAGGCAGAGUUACAGCUACUUGCCGAGAUAUAUGAUUACACGAUCAAGCGGAGACAAUAAAACAGUAGAAGAAAGAGCGAAGAUAAACUUGCAGAGAAGAAAUGCGACGGAAUCGGCCGUGACUCAUUAAGGCUGCGCUGAAAGUACACAGAAACAGUUAUUGAAAAUGUUUGAGCCUACAGAACAGGGGAAGGAUUUGUGUAUUCAUACGGGAGUAGUACUUCGAGGCGCGAGUACAAGGGAGGAUGAAGUUCACAGUCUUGGCACAUUAAAUAUUGUUGAAUAUAGUUUUGGGAAAUGUAUAGAAUGGAAGCCAAUAGAGGAUUCCGUGGUGUCGGAAAAUCCAGAUCAAGAUUCGGAAUGGUCUUUGGUAGACACUCACACCAGGCGUACUCGUACAUCGUCGGAAGGGCCGGACUCUCUUGGGCGUACCAGGAUCGUUAGAAUAUUAUUCUCAGAUUUGAACUCGUUUCGCAUCAAUCACGGGGGGCAACAGUUAAUAUUUAUGCAGAAGGACGGCACAUCCUACGUCGCCUUCUUUCAGCUUUCCAACGCCGAGAGUUUUGUAAAUUCCUUGAAAGGGUUCAUCAAGUUUGUAAAAUCUCGUACAAAUAGAAAUUUGUACAUCGUAGUGGACGAGGUUCAAUCGGUCUUGACUAAGUCGUUCGCCGAAUUAGACUUGUUUCAAGAGAAUACGUCAGAUUAUGUUUGGAAAUUUGUUAAGAAUUUACACAACCGUCCAUAUGAAACAACGCUGGAAGCGUUUAGUAAAUUGGCUGAUAUUUGGUUGUAUAAAGACCCAGUUAAGCGCCCUGUGGAAGAGGCAGUCGCGGAUAUAUUCAACAAUUCUUUCUCGAUCGAUGUUUCCCCUCCUCCAGUAUCCGUAUGUUCUGGAGAAGAGUACGAACUGAUCGGUGAACACGAAUUGGGUCUGGUACUACCUCCGAGACCACCUUGUCAAAGAGAUUCACCAUUGUCGCAAGAACAGUGGAGCAAAUUCAAGGACUCAGAGGGGAGAAUUUUAAAUCCUCAACAAGUGAAAGAAAUUAUAUUUCGUGGGGGUAUCGUACCAUCGUUACGUUUCGAUGUUUGGAAAUUUUUAUUAAAUUACUAUCCAUGGAAUUCCACUCAUAUCGAAAGAUUAGAACUGAAAAAGAAGAAGACUGAUGAAUACUUUAUGAUGAAAUUACAAUGGAGAUCCAUGACUCCAAUGCAAGAGAAUAAUUUCUCCGAUUACCGGGAUCGAAAGAGUUUAAUCGAAAAAGAUGUGAAUAGAACAGAUAGAACGCAUCCGUAUUACACGGGUGAUAAUAAUCCGCACUUAGCACAAUUGUAUGACAUCCUCAUGACCUACGUAAUGUACAAUUUCGAUUUGGGGUACGUUCAAGGCAUGAGCGAUCUUCUAAGUCCGAUUUUGUCGUUGAUGGAAAACGAGGUAGACGCGUUUUGGUGUUUUGUCGGUUUCAUGGACAAAGUGAGUACCAAUUUCGAGAUAGAUCAAGCCGGAAUGAAAGCCCAGUUGUGCCAAUUAUAUACUCUAUUGAAUACCACGGAUCCGCAAUUAGCGCAUUAUUUAAAUAGACACGAUUCAGGGAAUAUGUUUUUCUGCUUCCGCUGGCUUCUAGUAUUAUUUAAAAGGGAAUUCAACGCGAUCGACAUAAUGAAACUAUGGGAAGUAUUGUGGACCGACUUGCCGUGUAAAAAUUUCCAUUUGCUUUUAUGCGCAGCUAUUUUAGACACAGAAAGAACCAUGCUUAUGGAGAAUCGUUACGGCCUUACAGAAAUAUUGAAGCAUAUAAAUGACCUGUCGCAUCAUAUCGAGUUGCCUUGGACAUUAUCGAAGGCAGAGGGUAUAUAUCAUCAAUUAAUGUCUGUCGCGGAUAAGUUACCUGAUAACGUACGCGCAAUAAUUGGGCUCGAGCCCUUGAAUAGAACGUCGCCAGCCAGUGACGUGGAGAACGGCGAGGCCUCUGGUUACAAUGCCGAGGCUGACGCGACUGACAGCUGCUCGAGGAGAAGUAGCAUAGAAAGUGGCAACAUUAAGUUCGGGGACAACGAAGUGUCAUUCGAACGUGGAUUGGACUUAUCGUACAUGUGAGGCCAGGACCGUUCGUUCAUUAUAAUCUGAAGAACGUGUCGCGCAUCACUGAGGUUUAUCAUUUUCUCGAGGGACAAUUUACAGUCCCGUUAUUUGGGACGCGUACAUGUGUAUUUGUUGAAACAAAUGGACUAUCUGUACAAGUGAUUCCCCCUAUAUUAAGCGGGUUGCUUCGAUCAACAUGCGAUACUCUGAUUAAAUAUGUGUUACGUCGAAUUCUGAAAAUAUGCCGUGUAAAUGCUGAGUAUUACCUCGAAUUUGUAAAGUUACAGCGAAGAUUAUUGUUAGUAGUGUUGAAUUUUGAGAUAUUUAUAAAAUCCAAUAUAAUUAUGAAGAGAUUAUUGAUCGCGUGCACGCUUAGUAAAUAAAGGGUAGUGGUGCACGAGUACUUAUUUUUUAUUUUCAUGGCUUUACAAUGUGCAGAAACAGAGGGUUUAUCAUGUGUUUCGACCAGCUCGGUUAGUUUACAUUUAAGUUCCAAUAUCUUUUACAAGUCUGUAUAAAACACGACGGUACUGUAUAUUUCUAAUAAAACGCAUUUGUUUUAAA